AUGUCGCGCAGAACAACCCUCUACGACCGGCCCCGUCCAUCGAUGGGGUUCGGGACUGUGGUCGUGAUCGGCCUCGGUGCUGGUCUGGUCGGCGUUGCAUGUAUGACACUCGGAGAGAGGCUCGAACAGGCGUUCACAAAACGCCCAAGCAGCUACGUCCCAGGGCACACCCUCGAGAAGCUGCUCGGGUAUCCGUGGCGGCCCGACAGCCAAAUAACGCACCUCAACUGGGCGAUGCACUACGGCCAGGGUGCCCUCGCCGCUGUCAUACGCGCCACCAUGUCCGUCUACGGCAUCCGGGGGCCUUUUGCUGACUUCAUGUUCACGGGGAUCCGGUUGCUGAUUGACCAGACGCUGGAGAAUUGGACGGGCGUCGGCGCGCCGCCGUGGACAUGGCCCGUGAAUGAGCAGAUUGUGGACAUAGUCCAUAAAGGCGUCUUUGCGUUUGUGACGGGUUGGGUAUGCGAUGCUUAUAUCCAAUAG
Messenger RNA from Gloeophyllum trabeum ATCC 11539, 483 nucleotides. RefSeq lists its product as uncharacterized. The record is from RefSeq and is a predicted model, not a curated record. NCBI's taxonomy places the organism in Eukaryota, Fungi, Basidiomycota, Agaricomycetes, Gloeophyllales, Gloeophyllaceae. Bases 1 to 483 code for a protein of 160 amino acids. The transcript is spliced from 2 exons.